This is a messenger RNA of Cercopithifilaria johnstoni, 1245 nucleotides long. The record is from the annotation of a GenBank genome assembly. Lineage: Eukaryota; Metazoa; Nematoda; Chromadorea; Rhabditida; Onchocercidae.
AUGAAUUCGGAAGAAGAUAGUGACGAGAUUUACGAUGAAAUUGAUCGGCAUUAUAUGUCACUGGAUAUGCCUGAUGGUGACAAGGUAGAUACUGUGGUUCGUAGGCAGGUAGAGGUAUUAAACGUCGAAGGCGAUUCAUCAAAUGAUGAUGAUUCUAAUUAUGACAAUGAAGAGGAAAAAAAUCUUUUUUCGGAUUCUGACGAAAAUGAUUUAAAUAAUGUCGAGAACUUAUUACCUUCGGCGGAUAAAUGGGGUAGUGGUCGAAGAAGUUUCUACAACACUUCAUAUGUCGACGAGGACUGGGGUGGCAUGAAUGAAACAGAAGCAGAAUUAGCCGAACUGGAAGAAGAGGACGCCAUUGUAAGGCAGAAGAAACUAGACGCUGCUCUUGGUCUUUUGCCCAUGCAAUUCCAGGAUGAAAUUCAGGAAGAUAAAACCGCUUGUGAUUUGGAUGAACCUCCAGAUAUCGAUAGCAUGACUGCAGAAGAACAAUACCAAUAUUUUUUAAAAGUUAAUCCUGAUUUGGAGCAGAUACUUAAUGAAUAUCAAGCGAAGAGAGCAUAUUUUCUAAGCGAUGUGCUUCCCCUCUUAGAUUUGACUUAUUCAAUGAAACAUUUUCGACCAGGCUUAGUACUAGAAAAGCAACUACGUCUUGCAGUUAAUGUAUUUUCGAGAUACCUAACCAAUUUGUUGUUUGCAAUUCACAUAAAGAUUGCCGGCAAUUCUUAUCAGCUUCCUCAGUUUAUUGAUCAUCCUGUUCUGCAGGCUCUCUCAACUCUUCGAAAAAAAGUGUUCGUUGUUAUGCAGUUCCUUGAAAAACACGAUGUCAUUCUGCGGAAGAUAAGAAGUAGCAUUAAAUCAAGAAAUUUCGGGAAUAUGUUGGGUACAUUGCCAACAGUAGAGUUUGCACGGAAGUCGAAAAUUUCUAAGGAAGGUAAAAAAAAUGAGCAACAAUUAAUCGAAUCAGAUGGAAGGAACAAUGAUGUUCAGGUUGUGAGUGACGAACUGCAGGAAGGGAUUGUGAAACGUUCAAUAACCAAACAAAUCGAGAAGAAUAAAGGUUUGCAAAAUAAGCGGAAGAAAGGGACACAACAUUCACGAAUCAAGAAGAGGAAACAAUUCAAGAAAGCGUUAAUCAAAAAGCACUCACAAAAGGCCGAUGCACGAAAGGAGUUAACUCCAUAUGGAGGCGAAACUCGAGGAAUCAGAGUAUCGACUGUGAGAAGCAUUAAACUGAAAGCUUAG